GUUGUGCGGCGUAUGCUGAUCUGACCCGGAGUUCCCCACUUAGCGACAAUAAAGCAAAACAGCAAGUGGAUCCACUGGCGCCGGCGGUUUCUGAUUUGAAAAAGAUCUUCCCAGAGUGGGUUUUCGACCUGUGUGGAGGCUGAGUGUAAGGCGUCUCAUCAUGGAAGAGUAUGACGACGAUGAUCGGCACGAGGUAGAAAUUGUGUACGAGAACAGCCCCAGCGCUAAGGGACGGUUUAACCGAUGCCGGAAGCACCCAGGCCACCGAGGCUUCACUCCGGUCCGAGAGUUCACCCUGCAGCACCUACCAGCCUCCCACAGGAACGAGCUCUUGCUGUCCUACGUGCGCUGUCUAGCCGAUCUGUGCGUCUGUCUGGACGUAGGUUGUGUCAGCUCUGGCCGGCCCGACUUGGCUCCGAAUGGCAAGAGUCCGUACCCUCUCUCCAAGUACAAAGGUCGCCCUGUGAGCUCUGUGGGGAGUGGCUGUGUCAGUUGGGUCGAAAUGUGCGGGCUGCCAGCAGCAGACGAUGACGGGGACGAUGUGGAUGCAACGACCGGUGUCGUGGCGCUUUGUGAUGACAGUUCUGACGAUAGCGUACACGGGAACAGCCCCUCCUUCGGACCGGGAACACCCAGAGAGGAUGCCAGUAUCGAGGCGAAUGAAAGGCUGGUAAAAAGAUUAAAGGUUGAGGAAAAUACCGUUGUCAGGGACAGUUCUAAUGUUGUUUCUAUGACCAAUACAAUCAAUGAAGGGUUUGGCAGCUUGGGUGACAGGCUUAAUGAAAGUGCUGAAAGUAAACCUCAAGCCAAAGGGAAUGUGAAAGAAUUCCCAUCUUCGUUUUUGAAACAAAACACACGGGAGGUCAGCCCUGAAGACAAUGUUUCUCAGAACGAGGGUCACUUAUUGGAAUUUGACACACAAGGGGAAACGCCAAAACUGGCAUCCUUAGAAGUUGAAGACAGCGGCGCCGUGAACGAUGAAACAACGCUGAAUAAAGAGUUUGAAGAUCGUGAGGGUAGGGAACAAAACACGGACAAUUCUCAGAGAGUGGAAACCAUGUCGAAGGAGGACGAAGGAGAAGAAAAAAGUUCUCAGCUGGCUGUUCAGAAAAGCGAAGAAAAUACCAAGGGCUCAAUCAAUAAUGAGGACUUCGGAGAGAUUACAUCGCAGGAGGAUAGUGUGGAGAAUGCCCCGCUAGGACAAGGUGGUGCAUGUGGUGACGAGCCGACCAUAGAGGUGUUUGAAGAGUUCGACGAAGAGGACUGGCGGCCAGACACCUCGGGUCCGUGCGUGUGUCCGGAGUGCCAGCGGUCAAGCCAACCUCACAGGGUGUGGUGGCUCAUCGACGUCAUCACGGCCAGUCAUGUCGUGUGCGAUGAAAUCGAGUGCGCCAAGACCAGCAUCAAGUUCUUCUACGACGACGACAACGACACCAAAGAUGUGGUAACGAUAACAUGCGGGGGAGUGGACUCAGCCGCCAUUGAAGCAGAUAAGAGAAGAAUUUGGUGCGCCACACACGACGAAAGUUUUGGGCUGAAGUUGCAGAAGAUCUUCAUGAACUACCUGGAAGUAGCGGAGCAAGUGCGAGUAAAAUACCGUGGGGUCACCACAAACCUGUCGCUGGCUGUUACUCACCCACACGGUUACCAGAAGCACGUGACCCUAGGGCAGCACGUUGAAGAGAAAAUGACGUCGUUUGGAUGGUUUGAGAUUCCCACCUACAAACACACAGCCGGCACAUGCCCGGGCAGUAGCGGAGGAAGGAUAUGCCGGCUGGGAGGGGCGAGACACUUCUCCUACGAUACCUCUCCACACAGCUUUGCCAUUGAUAAACUCUACAACAUGACCGGGAGGCCUUGGAUGUUUUCCUAGAUUGAGGUCUUAUUAUUCUGCUUCCAAAGAUUAUUUUCAUACACUUCUCUUUUCGUAAAGUAUAUUCAUAUUAUUCUGUUUCCACAGAUUAUGCUCAUAAGAUUCACUUUUCAUAAAGAAUACUCCUAUAAUUCAGUUUCUCUAGUGUAUGUUCAUAUGAUACUGUUUUCAUAGAUUUUGACCAUGUAAUUUUGUUUUCAGAGAGUAUGGUUAUAGAAUUCUACUUUUGCAGGUUUGUUCAAGUAAUUUUUCUGUUUUCUUUGAGUAUGUUCAUUUAAUUCUAAGUUCAUAGAUUGUAUGUAUGGCUCUUUUUGUCUAUUCAGACGGUCAAUUUAGCUUGAGAUGGCCUGAAGGUUGUCU
Molecule: messenger RNA, 2233 nt
Organism: Aplysia californica (California sea hare)
Lineage: Eukaryota; Metazoa; Mollusca; Gastropoda; Aplysiida; Aplysiidae
Exons: 3
Coding region: 161-1873 (570 amino acids)
Source: RefSeq, a predicted model, not a curated record